AAAUACAUUAAUUGGUUUCAAUUACAAUUACAUAUUUAAUAAUUAUGUAAUUACAAACAAGCAUUUAUUUGCUUUCAAUUAGAUAGGUGGUAUCCCUGUCACCAGAAUGUGAUAUUGAACUUAGACCCAAAAUUUGCCUGAAAGGGGUGGAUCUGCAAAGCUGCACCCAUUCUGCAGAGAUUCACAAAUUCAAAUGGAGGUAAAUUUAAAAGGCAAACUGGACAGAUAACUCAAUCAUUUUUUUAAGUAACAUUACACUUUGCAGAUGCUUCUCACUGAACAAGGGGAGUAAAAAAAUAGAUAAUUUAAUUUUAAUUUCUUUUAAAUGACGAGAGUGAUUAGAUCAUGUUGACUGCCUCAACCAAUGACACACUGUCCUACCCGCCAAGCUAAAGUAAAAUAUUUCAAUUAGUUUGUGUGUGUUCUAGCAUGCUUACAUUAUUUAUGAAUUUAAAUAAAUAAAUAAGCUGAAAAACUUAGAGUGGUUAUAAAGAAUUUCUAAGUUUGAACUCAUCUGAAAAUUCUGAGUCCUGGGAAAGUCCUAAAAGUGUCUGAACAGUGUCUAAAGUCCAGAUGGUCAUUAUAUGUCUUAGGUCCCCCCUCUAAUAAAGAGAGUUCAAACACCGUAACUAAUGUUAUGUGUAACAAGACACACUUCUUUUGUUCCCUUGCUGUGGUCAGUCAAUGAACAGACUGUGGGAAAGGAAGAUAGGCCUCUCACACACAGCGCAUGGGAACCACAGUGAAAGACCAGUGCCUUCUGUCUUCAGGCCUGCUGCUACAGGUGGUUUAGAACAGAGGAAUCACAGUAACAAUACCACUUCUAAUUCAACUUAAACAUACAACACACCUCAUAUCUGCUAUAGUAGAGAAUACUUCUAAAAAUGUACCUUUUAAAAAUUAAAAAGUGCUAAAAUGUCUGAAAAAUAUCAUAAGGUGCUGUGCAUAGUAAGACCAUUCUCCUCACAACCACAAGUUUGAUUUCCCAAGUUUGUUUGUGACACUAAAAGACUGAUUGUUUGUUUUACAACAAAGAAGCAAUUAACAUUUUCAAUGAAGUAAUUUGUGAAUUGUUUGCACUCUUUAAGGACAUGAAUGUCCUCAAACACAAACUCACAGUAUUUCCAUACUAUACAUGCAAACACAAACACACACAAUAUAUGUAGCAGAAGCACGUCUUUGCUCUCCAUUACAAUACAGUAUAUUAAUAUUAUUGUUAACGAAAACUAAAAACACUUAAACCAGUUAAAAAGAAAAAAUUGUCACUUGAAAAAAUAAAUGUUACCUAAACAAUAAAAUACAAAAACACUUAUUCAAUAUCAGCUAGUUGCCAAGGCAGUCAACAAUUCUUAUUUUCAUUUACUUAUUUAACUAUAAGAAGGCUACUAAAAUAACAAACUAAAACUGAAACUAAUAAAUAAAAGUUAAUAAAAACUAAAUAGACAUUACAAAAACAAAAUAAAAAUGACAAAACACGACAAAACUAAAACUUUAAAAUUAAAAAUAUACAAUUCAAAAUAUUACCAAAAAGCUACAAUAGUACAUCAAUGAUACUAAUAUUAGUUUUCAUUUGAUAUCAAAGAAUAGUAGGCUACCUCCAAAACUAGGCUAUAGGAAACUGCAUUAAAGUUACAUAUAUCGUCCAGUAUUCAUAUUUAAGACGGAGACAAUGGACAUAUAUAUAUAUAUAUAUUACGUCUUCUGAAGAAAAUGUGAAUGCUGUCAAAUUCACGAGGGCGUUGCUCUGCUAUUGCUAACCUGUUCUGAGGGACUUCCAAGCAUGUUUGUUUAAAUAGAAAGCACCAUUAAUAAUCUAUAUUCACCUGUACUUCGUUGCCACAGUAAAACACUUUACUUACGUGCUUUCCUUUUGUCUUUGACUGUGUCUUUCCCACAGUUGUGACAAUAGUAGGCGAAUUCUGACCCUUUUGGCGCCUGCUGGUCGUGUGAUCGGGGCAGUUAAGCAGUAAGAACAGCAGGCCGCACAAUGAACCUCACUGAUCUCAGCAUGAGCUCCUGGCGCGUGCUGACAGUGACCAUGAAGUGAAGACACGAAGACAUAAAAUGAGCUGAACAAGUGAACUUUUUAAUCACGUUACAAAACGAACUAGCAUUAUUUCGCCUCACAUAAAUAACAGAAGAAAAGCAAGCUGUUUCAGCACGGACAUGGCACCACAUUCAGCUACACUCUCCUCUUUUGACCAUCUUCGCUUCAGUGAUAAGGACAAAAUAAAGCUGAGGAAGCCAGUUGUUGAAAAGAUGCGCAGGGACCGCAUCAACAGCUGCAUCGACCAGCUCAAAUGUCUCCUGGAGAAGGAGUUCUACAGCCAUGACCCCAGCACCAAACUGGAAAAGGCCGAUAUCCUGGAAAUGACUGUCAGCUUUCUCAAACAGCAGUGGCGGCAGCAGCAGCAGCUUCCUCAGAGGGACUACAAUGAAGGCUACUCUCACUGCUGGAAGGAGUCUGUCAACUUUCUCACUCUUCAUUCCAACCGAGGAGGAUCUGGCCGGGAGCUCCAGCACCUCCACAACGCCCAGCGAGCGAGCUGUGCUACUGGCUCCGCUCCAGCAGCACCCUCUUCCAAACUGAGCACGGCCGGUUUGCAGCCAUCUGACAGCAGGAGAGAUGGAGUCUGGAGACCCUGGUAGAGAUGCUGUGAACUGUAAACCCUGAGGGACAGUAGUAUUAACGUCUCUCAUAAAAGUAGGAGAUAUGCAUUUCCAAAGUGUAUGUUUGUGUUGUCAUCAUAUUGAUCGGCAAAAACUUUAGACGAACAUGUGUUUGUCAGUGGAAGGAGGUGGAUUAACUAUGUACAGCCUUUUUCUGUAUUAAUAGCUCUUAGUUUGAUUCUUACCAUGUUAUUACUUGUUUUUUUUGUAUGCAUAUUUAAUUGAGGUUGACUCCAGUGGAGUUUUAUGUAUCAGACCUUUGAACUGAUAUUGUACUUAGAGUAUUGCACUGAGAAUUCUGCAUUGUUGUUUAGGUAAGGCAUGCAUGUUGUACCUUUGAUAAAGGAUCCGGUUCGUUGUCUUGACCAAUGAUGUUUGUUUUUAUUGUAUUUUUUGCAAAUGAGCUCUUAUAUCAAAUAUUUUCUGUUAAUAAAAUUCUACAUUAUCAAUGAA
This is a messenger RNA of Ctenopharyngodon idella (grass carp), 3123 nucleotides long. RefSeq names its product hairy-related 12 (gene her12). Gene Ontology annotation, biological process: anterior/posterior pattern specification; regulation of neurogenesis; regulation of transcription by RNA polymerase II. Gene Ontology annotation, molecular function: DNA-binding transcription factor activity, RNA polymerase II-specific; protein dimerization activity; RNA polymerase II cis-regulatory region sequence-specific DNA binding. The transcript has 3 exons. The coding region runs from base 2167 to 2649 and encodes 160 amino acids. Gene Ontology annotation, cellular component: nucleus. The record is from RefSeq and is a predicted model, not a curated record. Lineage: Eukaryota; Metazoa; Chordata; Actinopteri; Cypriniformes; Xenocyprididae.